AUGUUACCAAAUUCUCUCUUCCUAUCCCCCCUCCCUCUAUCCCCUCUCUCUCUCUCUCCCCUCUCUCUCUCCCCUCUCUCUCUCUCUCUCUCUUUGUUUCCUUCAAAUAUCUAUCUAUCUAUCUAUCUAUCUAUCUAUCUAUCUAUCUAUCUAUCUAUCAAUAUCUAUCUCGAUCUCUUCAUAUCUAUCUAUCUGAUUCUUUUCUUAUCUAUCUAUCUAUCUCUUCAGUUCAUCUCUCUCUCUCUCUCUCUCUCUCUCUCUCUCUCUCUCUCUCUCUGCAUGUUGUCUCUUGGUGUUGACUUCAAUGUCCACUUUUAUAUCUAUCUAUCUAUCUAUCUAUCUCAGUCUAUUCUUAUCUAUCAAUUUAUCUUUUUCAAUAUCUAUCUAUCUAUCUAUCUAUCCCAGUCUGUUCAUAUCUAUCUAUCUAUCAUGGUCUAUUUCUCAUCUAUUUAUCUAUGUAUCUCAAUAGGUCCACAUCUAUCUCUAUAUCUAGCUGAGUCUGUUUCUAUCUAUCUAUCUAUCUAUCUAUCUAUCUAUCUAUCUAUCUAUCUAUCUAUUAGAGGGGAACAUUCUUAUUGUUCAAAAUUUUUGAAAUAA
This is a messenger RNA of Acanthosepion pharaonis, 597 nucleotides long. Lineage: Eukaryota; Metazoa; Mollusca; Cephalopoda; Sepiida; Sepiidae. The record is from the annotation of a GenBank genome assembly.